Dendronephthya gigantea is the source of this 1995-nucleotide messenger RNA. Its product is annotated as 2',5'-phosphodiesterase 12-like. Gene Ontology annotation, biological process: nuclear-transcribed mRNA catabolic process, deadenylation-dependent decay. The record is from RefSeq and is a predicted model, not a curated record. The coding region runs from base 22 to 1749 and encodes 575 amino acids. NCBI's taxonomy places the organism in Eukaryota, Metazoa, Cnidaria, Anthozoa, Malacalcyonacea, Nephtheidae. Gene Ontology annotation, molecular function: 3'-5'-RNA exonuclease activity. The transcript has a single exon. Gene Ontology annotation, cellular component: mitochondrion.
ACUGUGUUUAACUUUAACAAGAUGAAUUACCUAUCAGUUUAUACCGAGUUAGUGAAUAACGUGCAAAAUAUUAAGCUAUUGUUUAGCUUAAACAACAGGAGAUACAACAUGUGUCGAUCACCGGCUGACCCGGUUGGAAAAACGCUAAAACGAAUCGGUGUCUCUGUUCAGAAAUCCAUCAAAAAAGAAGGAGAUUUGGGAGGGAAGGAGGCUGAAAAACAAGAAGCAUUAAAUGAUAUUCCUGUCGCAUUAUUUUAUCCAAACGGCGAGAUGGUUGAUAGUGAAUUAGCUAAUCAAGUUGCUUGGAAGGAAAGCAACGUUUUAAAUAUUGGUGAUUCAAGAUUUCUCGUUGAGGAAAACACCCCUUUGGUAGACAAUGCCAAAAUUCCCUCAGUUAUCAUGGCCGGCUUUCCUGUUGUUCCAGUGGUCAAGCUCAAGUUUGCUGACAGAGAAAACUCUCUCUUCAAAUGGUUCAAAUCAAGAGCUGAUGGUUCAAAUCCUUCCUCAACACAAGUAGAGGAAAAAGAAGCAAGUUGGAUUGAAAUUGGUCAGGGAUUCAUCUAUAUCCCAAAGAUUGCGGAUAUCGGUUGUUUUUUGAAAAUGUCAUGCAAAGCAGCUGGGGGUGUUGGGAAAACUGCUCACACUUGGUUUGAUGUUACCUCAACCUGUGAGGUGACCCCUGGACCUGGGGACACCCCAUACGACAAACGCCACCUCAGCACUGCCAAACCAACCUCUGAUCCUCGCAUAUUCCGUUUUAUCUCGUAUAACAUCCUUGCAGAUUGUUACAUCGAAGAUGAGACGUUUCGUAAUACAUGGUUUGGUUAUUGCCCCAAGUACUGUCUUGAAUCAGAUUACCGACAGCAGCUGGUAUUAAAGGAAAUUGAGGGGUACAAUGGUGACAUAAUCUGUCUGCAAGAAUGUGGUCGUCGUCUGUUUGAGAAUCACCUCAAUCCAAUGAUGACCUCUCUUGGUUAUGGUGGAUCCGUGAAAUACAAGUCUGGAGUCAUGCCUGAAGGUGGAGCCAUAUUCUUUAGGAAGUCUAAGUUCACUUUGAUAAAACAAGACAACUUUUUGCUUAGUGAAUCCUUCACAAAUGAUGCCUGCAAUAAUGAAUUACUUAAAAGGGUCCAAGAAGCCAAAUUUUUCUAUGAAAAACUGAUGAGCCGUACAACUGUUGGCCAAAUAAUAAUUCUCCAAAGUGUGCAAUGCCCUCAAAACUAUAUUUGUGUUGUUAAUGUACAUCUGUAUUUCAACCCUGAUACACCUUUCAUUAGAAACUUGCAGACCAUGAUUAUGCUCAAUGUUUUGAAGAAAACAAUGGAAAAUUUAGAUUUGGAGCUAAAGCAAAAUGAUGGUGGUAGACACCAGGUUGGUGUUGUGUUCUGUGGUGAUCUAAACAGCCUACCAGAUUCUGGUGUGGUUCAAUUGUUGUCCAGUGGUGAACUACCCGACUCUCAUCCUGAUUGGAAUUUACCAGGGGAAAAACCAGAACAUAAUCAUUUAGAAAUGAUGCCUUACAGCCACAAGUUUGGUCUUCAAAACUGCUGUGGUUUCCCAGAAUAUACCAACUAUACAGAAGGGUUUAUUGGGCUGCUUGAUUACAUAUUUUCAAGCAAGAAAUUUUUUGAUGUAGAGUCCAACAUUCCUAUACCUUCAACAGAAGAAGUUCAGCUUUACACAGCUCUUCCGUCACCUGUAUUACCUUCCGAUCAUGUUGCACUAGUUUGCGAUUUAAAAUGGAAAUAAAAGACAAUUUACCAUGGUGACUAAAUUAAAUUAUAAUGUGUUAUAUUAUCCAUUGAGUAUUUUUGUGGUGAGCAAACUGUGGGGGAAAAACAAUUUAUUAUUGAGACUAAAGAAAGUCAUUUAUUGAUAACUUUCAAAGUGUAAUCUUGAUAAAUCUUCAUAGAUAUAUGAACAAGCUUGUGUGAAAUAUUCACUAUGUACAAGUUACCCAAUAAAUAGGCCAAAUACUUUGAUUAGCAGCACUGU